Messenger RNA from Varroa destructor (honeybee mite), 9542 nucleotides. RefSeq names its product histone acetyltransferase KAT8-like. Gene Ontology annotation, molecular function: histone H4K16 acetyltransferase activity. The record is from RefSeq and is a predicted model, not a curated record. Gene Ontology annotation, cellular component: NSL complex; NuA4 histone acetyltransferase complex; MSL complex. NCBI's taxonomy places the organism in Eukaryota, Metazoa, Arthropoda, Arachnida, Mesostigmata, Varroidae. Gene Ontology annotation, biological process: regulation of DNA-templated transcription.
AGGUAAGCUGUUACGGAACACCGUUGAAGUUGUUGAAUUUUCGAGUUACUGUAUGUGCGCUCGUCUGCGCAAUGUUUCUUGACGUUAAGUACUGCAUACAUGCUUGUGUUUGAGUGCUGAGCUCAGAGAAUACGUAACGAAACUGUUAUCCAGAUUCAAAUAAUCAAACAGUCCAAGCGGAAGAUGUGUUUUUUUUAAGUAUACACGCUGUAUAAACUACAAAAAAAACAAUGGUUUUGGAGGAGAAAAACGUGGCAGUUGAGCCAGUGGCUUCGGCAGGGACCACCGCUGGAGGUGGUAAAAGUAACCGCAACAAUGCCAACACCGGUCCCACUGCUAACGCCAAUGGUGAUGGCGAUAGUUCACAGGGAGAAGCGCCGCUGAAGGUUGGAGAGCAAUACAUGGUUCGCAGGGCGGACAACACAUGGCAAUCUGCUGAGAUAAUUCAAGUUCGCAAGACAGCAGCCGGCGACGAGUACGAAUAUUAUGUGCACUACAAAGGAUUUAAUCGUCGUUUGGAUGAAUGGAUCGAGCGGGACCGUAUUUCAGUUUCGGCAGCCGAAAUUUCAGAGGCAGAUAUUGUUCCCAAUCCAGUUGACCCUAUGGAGCAGUCAGACAGGAAGAUUACCCGAAACCAAAAACGUCGACAUGACGAAAUUAAUCACGUACAGAAAACUUACGCCGAGAUGGACCCAACUACGGCUGCACUGGAAAAAGAACACGAAGCUCUUACAAAGGUAAAAUACAUAGAUAAGAUCCAGUUUGGAAGGUAUGAAAUUGAUGCGUGGUACUUUUCGCCGUACCCUGACGAAUAUGGAAAGCUGCCUAAGUUAUGGAUAUGCGAGUAUUGCCUUAAAUACAUGCGGCUUGAAAAGACGUAUCGACAGCAUCUCUCCGAUUGUACAUGGAAGCAGCCGCCCGGCAAGGAAAUUUAUAGGAAAGGAACCAUUUCGCUUUUCGAGGUUGACGGCAAAGACUACAAAGUGUACGGUCAAUGUUUAUGCCUUCUGGCAAAACUAUUUCUCGAUCACAAGACACUCUAUUUCGAUGUCGAACCAUUUAUGUUCUACGUGCUAUGUGAAGUCGAUCGUGAGGGUGCCCAUAUCGUGGGUUAUUUUUCAAAGGAGAAAGAAAGUCCUGACGGCAAUAACGUAGCUUGUAUCCUGACGCUUCCCCCAUAUCAACGAAAGGGCUACGGUAAAUUCCUGAUCGCUUUCUCCUAUGAACUGUCAAAGUUAGAGAACGUUGUCGGUUCUCCUGAAAAACCACUUUCCGAUCUUGGCAAACUAAGCUAUCGAUCUUAUUGGUCUUGGGUAUUAUUGGAGAUUAUGCGAGAAUCGACAGUACGACUCUCAAUUAAGGAUCUUUCGCAGUUGACUUCAAUCACCCAUACGGAUAUUGUAUCUACCCUUCAAAGUCUCAAUAUGGUUAAGUACUGGAAAGGCCAACAUGUUAUAUGCGUUACUCCUAAACUGGUCGAAGAGCACCUCCGUAGUGCAGAAUACAAGAGGCCACGAUUAACCGUUGACGCUACCAUGCUGAAGUGGAGCCCUCCAGUCCGUAAACAUCCGCUUAAGAACACUCGAAAACUAUAGUAUUUGCCCUAAAAAGCGAAACCGGCCAAUAUUUGAACAACUGUGUCAUUGAUCUACAUGUUUAGGGCGCAUUCUUUACUUAACAUACGUCUUACCUAUGAAUGUUCUUACCUAUGAAUGUUUCGAUUAUGGAAACAUUUGUUGGGAUUCUGUUCUGAUAAUCAACAACAACAACUGAUAUUUAAUAAGGACUACAAAAAACACUCAGCCCAGAACACAUUUUUAUUUGCAGGUUCACUGUAGACAAAACUAUUUAAUUAUAAUAAAAAUUAAAAAUAGUAAUAUCCAUUCUACUUGCCCUGCUACAUAAAGCUAACAAUAGGAUACAUGUUAGGACACAUUAUUCUGCGGAGCAUACGACGCAACUGGGCAGUCUGAGCAAAGCGACUUUCGUAUUUUUGACGUACCACGCACAUGGCAAUUAUAUACUGCCUCGUUUUUCGGGGUACAUUAAUGCUCUGUAUAAUCCUAAUAAUAAUCGAAUACUUCCGUAUAUGAGCUCACUAGCAGGAAGUUGGGAAGAAACGGAGAUUCCGGAAAGAUAUUAGUUGGAUGGAAUUGAAUAAAAUAACUAUAGAGCUACGCUUGCUUUCAUUUGCUAAACAUUUCGUUUCUGAUUCAAUUUCGACGUCGCACACUUCGCAGUGUUGAUGGAGCUUGCACAUCAAUCUAUAUAAAUGGGGAAUAUGCUUACCACCCUGGGCUGUAUAAGUAUUAUCACCUAUUGGCCGCUUUUGUAAAUACGCAGAUGACAUGUUUUUUAAGUAAAACAUUGGAUAAAGUUAUUUUUGCUUGGAGCUGAAAUUUCAACAAAGUUUGUCUGAAUCAUUAUUAUCUCAAACAAUCAUUGGCUUGACAAAUCUGAAUUUGACGCGCAAAAAUCAUUUUUCUGCAUCAAAGGCUAAGUUAAUUAGACCUUUCGUUGCACAGUCUGUGAAACAAACACGGAAGUUUUCCUCUACGAUUAUGUGUCUGACUUGCUAGUUGAAAUGUUUAUUCUUGUAGAUAAAUGUAAAUAAAUUUAAAUUGUUUAGUUAUAUCAGCGUACUUGAUGCAAAAACAUUGCGUGCAAGAAUAGGUGUCGGUGUUACGAAAGUAGAUAAAUAUCGUAGGUUAGCGCUACGAUACGAGAACUGGUAAAGUAUUGCGUCUUUAGUUAACGUCAUCUUCUGAAAGCUACAUAUUGAAUGCUGUCUUUUUUUUGUUCGGUUUCUUAAAAAGUUACUUAAAAAAUAUUUUCAAAACGGGUAGCAAAAAAGAGAUCUAGUUAAUUUAUAAAGCACUGUUUCAUUAAAAGGAAACGUAAUACAAAUGCGUUAGGGCUUGACGGCUCAUCAAAACGUGAUAUAUAUAUAUGUAUAACUUUGAGAAUAUGGAAAGCUUUUUCCUUUAUAAUUUUUCAUCUGUUAAUUGCACGUGCCAGAGCUGGUAUUGUAUAUGAUUACGUGUUGAUAAAAUUUGGCGCAGCAAUAGAGCGCAUGUGUAGACUUGGUCCAAUUACCACCAGCGCUACUGGCAGCAAUUGGUGCGGUUGGACGCUAUACGGUUGUAGUAUGAACCAAACUUUAAAAUAUCAUGUUGCUAGUGGGUGUGAUUUCUAGCAUAGAAGAGAGAUCAUUUCUAGCUAGUGCUACGCUUGGUACAUCUUUGUGUACUUGUAGUCAUAUGAAACCUCAAAUUCGAUCCUGACCAAUGCUCUUUAUGCUCGUUUUGAGCAGGCAUUUCCUGACCUCAUGCACAUGUGCUAUUUGUAAGCAUAGAUUGUUCAGGGCCAAGAUUAGCGCAGAACUAAGGAAGCUAUUUAAUGAUAAGCAAACGUGUUUUCUAAUCCUUAAAUUUGUCCGUUAUGCUAUUAUUACAUUGCGCAAGUAAAUAUUUUACCGGGUUUUGGAAACGCUGACCUUCAAAGAUGAAAUCGAGUUAGAUUUAAAAAUUAUGGGCUGAUAUGGCAAUCCAGCAGUGAAAACGUAUAAUAGUUUGGUAUCUACCAGCUGUUACACGCAAAUACUGCAGGCCUUGAAGUUGAAUAACUUCUGAACUAGCUGACUUCAAUGAUGAUUUUUAUUAUGCGUUAAAGGUACUCUCUCUUCUCUGUGAAACAUUUGCCCCGUUUUGGCAACUUCUGAACAGAGAUAUACCUAUUUUUCGCGUUGCCGUGUGUAAUAGCAGGUGUCCCUAAUAUUCACUGCCAUCAAGGAAAAGUGGCGCUCACGUAUACAUAAUUUGCAUAUAUAAGAAAUCUAUAAGAAAUGCACUGUCACUUCCUUUAUGAGCAACUUUUAUUUUGAUAAGUGCCAUAGCCAACAGACGGAGUUGUUCGCGUUGCCCACCGCAAAGCACAGCUAAGCGCGCGAAAAGCCCUGAAAAAACCAUUUUAAUUGUUGACUAUCAAUACAAUACAGACCUAAUUGUUGUAAGCUAUCAAAAAUACGCUUUCAUCUUGCAACCCACCAUUUACUGUAACCCUGUGACCCAUAAACUACGGCAGGCUGUUUUUUCAAUCCAAAAUCCUUUAUUGAAAUUUAUUGUCGUUUAUGACGAAAAUGGUUGUUACCGAUGGCUGUUGAACGGGCAUUUCUAUAGAAUGGCGUCGCCACUUUUAAUGGUAUAAAUGCGUAAAAGUUGAAUAGGGUGGGCCGUUGACUAAUUGCAUACAUUGAUUAGGCAGCCUCAACAUUCGUAGCAUAUAGUAAUUAUUGUGUCAGGUCCGCGUGUUAUUGGCAGUGGACGUUCUAAAUCAUUCAUUCAAAUAGCGGAGGCGUAAGUCCUUCUGAAGCAACUGUUUGGACAAGUUCAGUAAUUGAGUAAGCUAUAUUGGUAACAUAGAAACUAUUGCAAAUAGAUAUGAUUAUUCAAUUCGUACUUAUAUAUUUUUCUAUGAACUAUGCAAGCGGCGUAGAUAAAAAAAAAACGGUGUCUGCAUCCAACUUGAUAUACAAAUUUAUAAUGUUACGGUCAGAGUUCAAGAUUUCCCAGUUUCCUGACAGUGCAGAACUCAUAGAGCAACACUACGGCAGUACUGCCUGACUAUCGAUAGAGAACACGCGUUAAGCUUAUAAUGAGCUUAUAGCCAAUGUUGUCUACGCCGCGACGGUACUCGAACUAGCCACGUCUCAUCGCAUAGCUGAGGUCUGCCGUAACAUGCAGUGACUCACAAGCUGAGCCGCCUGGGCGACCAUUUGUCGAGUAUGUGUGGGAUAUUUGAGAAAAUUAGAACAAUGCAAUGCACAACAUUGACAUUUGUACAUCAGCAGCAAGAAAAAUAAUUAAAAUCAACACAAACAUCUCUUCUCUAACGAUUGGGUUACUCCGUACACAAGGGGCCAAUUGUCACAAUCAGUACCGAGAAUGUUCUCGUGAUCCGGAACAAAAUUCGUUGAAGUAAACGCUGAUACUGCACGCCGUCGUAUUAAGAACAUAUGCUGAACUUCGUUUGACGUAAAUACAGUGCGUUGAGCCAAAUGUUGAUGUUGAGUUUCUAUAACAAUUUUUUCUUUUUUUUCAAUAACAAAUAAUUUUACCUUGAAACAUUUGAUGGAUUUCUAGCCAUGCGAGGGCUAGAAGUUAAGGAUAUAAUAAAUAAGAAUCAAAUUACAAUGUACUUUAUGAAUAAUUAUCUUCAUUAACCUAAAUUAUAGUGUUGUGUGUGCGUAGCAUAACGGCAAUUGGUACAAAGUUCUUAUCACAAAAAUGCAAAACUGCGACCCUUUUUCAAAUAGCAAUCACUCUAAGUUAUGUACCACGUUUUACAAUAUUGAACUGGUAGGUAUAUCAAUAAGGUUGCGUACAAGGGCAAAACUGAUCGCCACUGCUGCGCCAGGUGCAUUCUAGGCGUUUCGACUAGAAAUAUUAUUAUUAGCACAUAUAACAUGGGAGGUCAACAUUUUAAGAGUUAACAGAAGGUCUGAACAGUUAACAAGGCGAUCAGUGUGUCAAAAUACGCACUGUGAGAUUCUAAAAUGUGACAUACUUCCUCCGUCCUAUCAUCAGUAUUUAGGAAGUAUGUUAUUCGCGCUUCAAACACAUAUAAAAACGCCAAAGAUAUGUAGUCCGACAUUUUUUGGAGCAGGUCUUUUUUUAUAUGCAGCAUAUGAUCGAUUAUUACGCAGUAGUUCAGCUAAAGAAACAUCAGAACCGAAUCGCUACCACUAUUUUAUCUAAGCUGCAAGGAACAACAAUACAUAUCUUGCCUAUUAGCAUCCAGACUCGUUAAUUUUUUUUUCUAUAUAUUUAUCGCAUAUUGCUACGCCGGGCGCCAUCUAUACUAUUUCCGUUUUUCCGAACGUAACCUUACGCGAUUUUAGACCUUCUCAACCUAAACAUGCAUCUUGUAGCUGAGGUCGUUACAGUUCCUGUGCUACUCCCGUUAUCGCAUUGGAGUUUUCCUAUUGCCAUUUCCUUGACGCAGUUCUUUCCUCCGAAGACCCAUUGCAUUGUUCAAGUCAAUAUUCUCUGUUUCCAGCUUAUCCCAUUAUCAUGUUCUAGUAAGUGGCAUUACAUUGUUUUAGCAAUUUUGCUACCUGGUCUCUGCUGUUCGGUUACCCUGAGUCAGAUAUUAUUCAAUCGUUGCUGUGUCACUUAUCUUGUGUCCUUAUUGCAAUUUUGCGGCUACUACGUUAACGUUGACCCAUUACUGCUUUGCGGUUAUUCCGCUUUCUCAAAAUGAAACUUAACUUUCAGAACUUCAUGCAAAGACUAGAUCGUCUAAAAAAUAAAGCGAUAAAGUUAAAUAUUUAAACUCAUCAGCAUUCUACUUUGAGGAUUCUGCACUGCUUCCUGGAAAAAAACACACCAUAUUCAGUUUCAUGGCAAACAAUAAGGAACAUCAGUCUGUAAAAAAAAUUAAACCUCGCAUCUCGAGUGUAAAGCUCGAAGACCUAAGCAACUCUUAUGUUUAGAUGUUUCGCAGAUUCUGUCAAGCUUGUUUUCCAAAAAUGCCAUGUCGGCUAUAGUGCCCUUUCGUCAAACUGUGUCCGUACUAUGUCUAUAAUCACGAAAACUGUCCUUGUUCUUUUUGAAUAUUUCAUAUAAAAAUAUGAUCUUGUAUAUAUGUACAUUAAACGUGUUAACAAUUACGCCCUUAAACAGUUAGCUUUUUACUACGCGCAAAUUUAUGAUGGCCUUUUUCCAUUUUCAAGUGUAUUAUAUUAAACAAAAGGAUUAAUCACUGAAGAGAUUAAUGUUUUGAAUUUGAACAGCCUUAGUCAAGCAUUACUUCAGUUGUCUGGUUUCUUCCAGCACAAAACGUGAAGGCAUACCCCCAACAAUUUUUUCGGGGCAUAUAUUAAAGAGACUGAUAGCUGGCUGAAUAACAUCAAUGUCGCUUCAGGUUUCGUCAAUUUUAGGAGUUAGGGUGUUAUUCAUUUCUGAUAAGAUUUAGCAAACAGGUUGCCAGUGGCCUUAUGUUUGCUUUGUUAUCUAUAUUUGCGACUUAACUCGUCUGAAUGAUUAAAUAAAAUAAGAAUCUCAACUUAUCUUUUAACGUAAUAAAUACCUUUAUAGCCGACGCUUUGUACUGAUGACACAUAGGUGUCAGACAGUUAACAACUAUUAGGUUUCCAGCCAAUCAAACAUAUGAUAUUCGUGUAAAACGACCUAACAGACCAGUCACGCAGAUUUACCGCAAGACGGUUUAACUCCAUACCGUGAUAAACAUCAUAGUGUCGUGUCCAUUAUUACGUGGCAAGCAAAGCUUUGAUAGUGAAGCACGCAACAUGAACCUGAAACGUGACGUUUUCUUCUGCUUGAAAUAGGUCGGUUCGAUCGUACUAAUGCAAAGUUCACAAUUCACCAAUGCAGGCUACUAAGGAAUCCCUUGAAACUACGGAACUGAGCUGCUUUUAGCGUCGCCAGGUUUAUUAAUACACCUAAUUCAUAGUCGAGGUCUCGGUAUUUCGUACAAUCAGCUCGAACCACGAUUUGGUAAAUGCAUAUCAUAAUCACAUAUUUUAAGCGGACACAUUGUUCUAAACCAAACCGGUGUUGCCGCUCCCUUUUGCAGCUUUUGCUAAAAUGUAAGCUUUCACUCAGUACGGAUCCUACUACUAGUACAUGAUUAUCAUUUGCAACUAUAACGAAAAUUAUUUAUUUGCUACUAGUAGACUGUUUGGAGCAAAGUUUCGUUUCGUUGGUAGCGCCCUUUCUACGGAGACAAUAUGCCAAAAAUCUACGAAUGAUUUUUAACAUUAUUUUGCUUUAAGACCAAUCUGCUAAUUUUAGCUGUUAACAUUUAGCAGAGUUGAUAAGCACAUCUGGCACAAAAACGCACGGUGUAAACUUGCUUAUAGCGGCCUAAGCACAAAUGUUUUGGUGUCGAGAGAGAAUAGCUCACUUCGUUCUAAAAUUCACAAUUGAAAUGAGAUGAAGAGAACUUUUCUGACUGCACUAAGCCCAUUCUUUAUUAUUGCUGCUACUUAUUGAUAAAGGCUUAAUUGAUGACUUAAAACACACAAACAUUUACAAUUUACUUCGACAGAUAAUAAAUAACGAUAUAAGCUAUGAUAGCUCAAAUUAGUUGGGAUAGAUCUAUUGAAAAAUUCCUAAAGUGUCCUGCUCUGGUGUUUAAAUAAUGAAGCAGAGUUCCGCUAAGUCGAACCUAAAUGUCUUCGAUUUUACUGGCUCAGUUCAGUAGUGAUGACAGUUUGGAGACGCGAAUAAUCCGCAAAAAGACAACCUCCUCUUUUUUUUUGUGUGUGUGUGUGUGUGUAUAUACAUCUUAUUCUAUCAAUCUAAUUAACAGUAGGUCUCAGAAGCUUUGUGAACUGGUGCUUUUUGGAUAAUCUGCCGCAGAGCUGUCUUCAUCAAAACUACUUUUGCGGUCAGCGGAGGUCGUAUAUAGAGAUUCUUCGCUAACAUUCUCCAGUGUUACAUGUCUCACAUGGACAAAUCCGUAUGGUUCGCUGAUCUUCGGGAUGGCGAUGCGUGCUGUACCUGUUCGAGACGACGGUGCUGGCCGUGAAUGACUACAUCGGUGUGAAAUAAGCAGACGCGGUGAGCGUUCCGCGUAGUAUUGGCAUGCCACUUUUGAAGAGACUGUUGCCGGGGACUGCUUGAGACGCUCAAUAAGGACAUCGUAACGGGCUUGGUCCAAAUCAACGACCUUUUGAUCGACGAACGAGUGCCCGUCAAUGUGCAUAAAUUCGUUUCCAGGUCCGGGGAGGUUGAACGUAUGCGUUGACAACACAGUUAAGCCGGUUGCUAAAUUGAGCCAGAAGACGACUUUCCCGUAACUCUCUCACAAGCAGCUGAAAAGCAUGAAGCACAGAUAAGCAUCGAAUUGCAGUUUCUAUAUUCACAGUGUAGAUCAUGGAGCUGUACAGACAAUGCACUCCGUCACAUAGCACUAUCUAUCUAUUCCACUCGUAGGAACUCUGAGUAAGCCAAAGCUGUCCAUGAUUAGGUUACCGGUAUAGUUUCCUCUACUCGAAUCAAAACAUGGAGAGAUAUAUACACUAGUAGCUGUUAUUGUCAUGAAUCGAGCAAUUUUCGCUUUUAGCUCUCACUGCUUUCUCGAAGUAUUUCGAUAAAGACAGGCAAUAAUGGUACAACUAAUAGGAGAAUUGAACAACAUAAGAAGAAUUCAGCCAGUGAUCAAACAGUUCUGGCAGUAUUUGCUAUAUCGAUAAUGGAAAAACUCGUGGUUGACGGACGUCAGCUCGAGAGCGGAAAUGUAGUGUGCCGAUGUUGUGACUACAAACAGGGUGGAAGCGUACCGUAGACAAUAUGACAUGCGACGUGUACGACGAGUUUUUGAGUGGAAUCAUGUGUGUGAAAACAUCUCCAGAAAAAACGUAGUUAAUAACGAGCAGUUGCAGUUUACGCAAUUAGACUUAACAAUAACAUAGAGUCUCUGCGAAAAUUGGUCCAGUAAGUUAGAAAACCGAGUCAUACAAAAAAUAUGGCUUCAGCCAAAGCCAUGUGUAUAUUUAGUCCUGGCUCAAGCUUUGU